Molecule: messenger RNA, 2136 nt
Organism: Scleropages formosus (Asian bonytongue)
Lineage: Eukaryota; Metazoa; Chordata; Actinopteri; Osteoglossiformes; Osteoglossidae
Product: inositol-3-phosphate synthase 1-A-like
Exons: 11
Coding region: 126-1793 (555 amino acids)
Biological process (GO): inositol biosynthetic process; phospholipid biosynthetic process
Molecular function (GO): inositol-3-phosphate synthase activity
Source: RefSeq, a predicted model, not a curated record
AUAAACACGCCCCCUCUCGCAUAAAGUCGGGUCGCGCAGCGGGUCCACACGGACUGAGCGGGGAAGAACCCAGAAGAGCCCAACAGAACCCGGCGAAAGUUCUUGCAUCUCCUGCGAUUCCAAGAAUGAGACCCGAGAGCGACGCCGCUCCAGCCGGAGGCCCCGUCGGCAGCGACUUCGUGCGGGUAAAGAGCCCCGACGUGAAGUACACCGAGGAGCACAUUGAGGCCCGUUACUCGUACCACACAGCGACCGUGUCCCGCUGCAGAGGCACGUACACGGUCACUCCUCGCACCACCCGCUUCACCUUCCGCACCCAGCGCUCCGUUCCAAAGCUGGGGGUGAUGCUGGUCGGCUGGGGGGGGAAUAACGGCACCACGGUGACGGCCGCUGUCCUCGCCAACAAGCUGGGCCUGUCCUGGAGGACCAGAACAGGCGUCAAGACUGCCAAUUACUUUGGCUCUUUGCUCCAAGCCUCCACCGUGUGCCUGGGGAUGGGGCCUGACGGAGAGGUAAACGUGCCCUUCCGGGACCUGCUGCCCAUGGUGCACCCCAACGACAUCGUCUUUGAUGGCUGGGACAUCUCCUCCCUGGACCUGGGUCGGGCCAUGGAAAGAGCCCAGGUUCUGGACUGGGCCCUGCAGGAGCAGCUGCGACCCCACAUGGAGCAACUGAAGCCCCGGCCCUCCAUCUACAUCCCCGAGUUCAUCGCAGCCAAUCAGGAGCAGAGAGCUGACAAUGUUCUAAUGGGGAGCAAAGCGGAGCAGGUGGAGCAGAUCCGCAAGGACAUCCGUGACUUCAAGAAGAAGAGCGGUGUGGACAAAGUCAUCGUGCUGUGGACAGCCAACACUGAGCGCAUGUGCGACAUCGUCCCCGGAGUCAAUGACACUGCCGCCACCCUGCUGGCUACCAUCCAGCAGGGAGGAAGCGAGGUGUCCCCGUCCACUCUGUUUGCGGUCGCCAGUAUCCAGGAGGGCUGCGCCUACAUCAACGGCUCCCCCCAGAACACCUUCGUCCCCGGGGUUGUGGAGCUCGCCAUGCAGCAGGGGGCCUUCAUCGGGGGAGACGACUUCAAGUCCGGUCAGACCAAGGUCAAGUCCGUCCUCGUGGACUUCCUGGUCAGUGCGGGACUCAAGCCCACCUCCAUUGUCAGCUACAACCACCUGGGAAACAACGACGGGCGGAACCUGUCGGCGCCCCAACAGUUCCGCUCCAAGGAGAUCUCCAAGAGCAACGUGGUGGACGACAUGGUGCGGUCCAACAACGUGCUCUAUGCCCCUGGCGAGAAGCCGGACCACUGUGUUGUGAUCAAGUACGUUCCCAACGUGGGCGACAGCAAGCGAGCCAUGGAUGAGUACACGUCGGAGAUCAUGAUGGGCGGGACCAACACCAUCGUAAUGCACAACACCUGUGAGGACUCCCUGCUGGCCAGCCCGAUCAUCCUGGACCUGGUCAUCCUGACAGAGCUGUGCCAGCGUAUCACCUUCUGCACAGAGGAGGAUCCGCACUUCCAGACCUUCCACAGCGUGCUCUCGGUGCUCAGCUACCUGUGCAAGGCCCCUCUGGUCCCCGAGGGGGCCCCCGUGAUCAACUCCUUCUUCCGGCAGCGCACCUGCAUCGAAAACCUGAUGAGGGCUUGCCUGGGCCUCCCCCCUCAGAACCACAUGCAGCUGGAACACGAGAUGCAGAGAAGCUUCCUGCUUCCUGACUGUGCGCCUGUUCCCAUGGCAACCCACAAGAGCAUCACUGCGCGGUGCAACGGAGGCCACUUUGCCCUGACCAAUGGAGUGUGAGGAGAGGAGAGCAGAGGAGAGGAGAGCCAGACUGCGGGCGAACAAAUUCAUAAGAAGGAGAAUGUGUCUAUUCCUGCGAAACGCUGCACAUCACUGGACUUGAACUUGGCUUUAAUCUUAGGAGUUCAGUGCAAAUAGCAAAUUGAAUUGUGGUUAGAAACACGUCACACUUUUAAAAAUUGUUUUUAUUUUUACCAGUUUUUGUCUAGUUUUAAUCUGUUAAAAUGUGUAAGUUGACAGCGCAGAGCAACUUGUAGAACGCGACAGGUGUGUGUGUGAGAGAGACAGAGACAGACUGACGUUACUGUAGCCUCACGGAGACAAUAAAAGCACUUCACAGGCA